AUGGUUGAUAAAUCGCUUAGUCUCGGGGAAACGCCAGCCGAUUUCGGAAUCCUUGAUGGCACUGUUGAAGACAAGCCACUCGGAGGAGGGGUGGACGAAGUAGGGCUGGCAGCGGAUGUGAUGGUCCUCAUCGUUGGCGAAGCGCAUCUGAGACCAGUCGUAGUACAAGGUCCGGACUUUCUCGUAGUCGGGGCGGAGCUUGCCGUAGACCUCGUCCAGCUGAAGGCAAGCCAGGAGGGAGCUGUCCAUGCCCAAGAUGAUUCCGAAGGGGAUGGUGGAGACGGAGGCGCAGAUGACUUGAAGACCCAGGUUGUUUGCGCGGCGCCAGCUGUCUAG
Messenger RNA from Penicillium antarcticum, 336 nucleotides. RefSeq lists its product as uncharacterized. Bases 1 to 336 code for a protein of 111 amino acids. NCBI's taxonomy places the organism in Eukaryota, Fungi, Ascomycota, Eurotiomycetes, Eurotiales, Aspergillaceae. The transcript has 2 exons. The record is from RefSeq and is a predicted model, not a curated record.